AUGUUAUGCUGUGUUUGUCUGCUGGAGAAUACCGGCACAAUGGGUAUCUAUGAAAGUGAGGGCAUAAAAUUAAAGAUUGAGGAUAUCAUACAACAACAUUUGUGGUUUAAGCCCGAAACAAAUAAUCCCCUAAAGUCCCACAUUUGUACCGUGUGCUGGGAAGCAUUACAGGAUUUCCAUGUCUUCUAUCAACAGGCCAAACGAAUUCAUGAAGAAUAUAAUAAACCAGAGAAAAAGGAACAUUUCCACAUCAAGUUGGAGGAAGCUGCAAUUAGUCCGAAUGUUGGAAAUGCGGACAACGAUGAAUUAUAUGAAGAUAUAUUGGAAAUGAAUAUUGAAAUUGGUGAAAGUUUAACGAAAAUGUGCGAUGAUGAUGAGGAGCAGGACGCCAUUUCAAAGGCUGAUAAUCCCUUGGAGGAGUUACAGGAAAAAACAGAGGAUGGGGAUAUUAAAGAAAACAACGAGAAUGAUGAUGAUGUUAAAACUGAGCUACACAGUUUAAAAAUUAAUAUUCUCAAUGAUAUGGAGGAUGGCAUGCCAGAAGCAUCGGAUAACGAAUGUUCCGAUGAUUUCGAACAAGAAACAGAUUGUAGCGAUGAUGAUGAAGAUGAGGAGGAAGAAGAAGACGAUUCUAUAUCCUCGGAGGAGGAAAGUACAACGAAAGUGGUCAAAAAAAGGGGACGUAAGAAAAGCGAUGGAAGAGCAGAUAAAAAGGAAGCACAUAAAAAACGAACACCUAUGGAACAGAGUAUAUAUGAAAUAAGGAAAAAACGUAAGGAACUAUAUAAGAUCGAUGAGAAACAUGCCGAUGAAAUGAUCCUCAAAUAUAUACCUAUGGGAUGUAAUUUAUGUGUAUUUGUUGGUAAAACAUUUCCCGAUAUUGUGGAACAUUUUAAGGAGGCACAUCCAAGAGUGAGGCCAUAUGUGACAUGUUGUGAUAAACAAUUUACGAAGAGAUGUCAUUUAGCCCAGCAUGCUCUUAUGCAUGAGGAUCCAAAUUGUUUUAAAUGCCACGAAUGCAAUAAAAACUUUACCAGUAAACGUGGCCUAAGGGCACACGAUCUCAACUAUCAUGCCACUGAGGAGGAACGCAUAUUUGCUUGUGAUAUAUGUCCGAAAAAAUUUGCCGCCCGCAAUCUAUUAGAGCUACACAAACCCUCACAUAUACCACGCGAACAAUGGGCAUUCUUUUGUCCGAAAUGUCCUUCGUCAAGAUUUGCCAGCUCAUAUUUACUCAAAGUACACACAAGUAUGCAACAUAAAAGAACAAAACAUGUGUGUCACGUGUGUGCCAAAGAGAUUCGGGAUAAACAUUCGUUCGAGAAGCAUGUACGUUCACAUUUCGGUGAGGCAACUCCACGGGUUCCAUGUCCCUAUCCAGGAUGUGAUAGUUGGCUUAAGGAUGAAGAUAAUCUAAGGAAACACUUGAAACGACACAACUUGGAGGGCAUUACCUAUAGAUGUGAAAUAUGCGACAAAGUCUAUAAGAAUCGUGUGGGCCUAACAAAUCACAAACGUUAUAGCCAUACAAUGAGCGCCAAUUUCAAAUGUGAACAAUGUGAUAGAUCCUUUAAGAAAGCAAUAUCCUUAAGGGAACACAUGACCCAGCAUACGGGAGAAACCCUAUAUAAAUGUCCAUUUUGUACAAGAACAUUUAACUCGAAUGCCAAUAUGCAUGCUCAUAAAAAGCGGGCUCAUCCCAUUGAAUGGGAAGAAUGGCGUAGGAAUAAAACGGGUAGUGCUCAGACUAUAAUAAAACAACCAACUAGUAAUAAUUUGUAA
Molecule: messenger RNA, 1782 nt
Organism: Musca vetustissima
Lineage: Eukaryota; Metazoa; Arthropoda; Insecta; Diptera; Muscidae
Product: transcription factor grauzone-like
Exons: 5
Coding region: 1-1782 (593 amino acids)
Cellular component (GO): nucleus
Molecular function (GO): DNA-binding transcription factor activity; zinc ion binding
Source: RefSeq, a predicted model, not a curated record